AUGGACGCCCUUACGACUCCUCGACAUGAGCACGCGCUAUCAGAGGCGGGAGCUGUGCACCAUGUAUUGGAGGCGCCGGUGUACCGCUACUACGGCGCCAACCCUACGGCCAGCCCUCCAUCACGCCCAAAGACUGUCGAAGCAAAGCAAUGGGAUCUGGCCACCACCGACGCCCUCGGUAGAACCAUCUCUGCGUCCUCGACCACCGCCUCGACUGGCCCACGCCCUCACCCCACCAUGGACAUCACCAGGGGCUCCAUGUCGAGCAACUCGACCCUGAGUACCAAGGACGACGGCACCACCCCCAACGAACCCUUCAUCCUGCGCCAUGGCCGCAGAUACAUCCGACGCGCUCAAGGCUACCCGCUGCCAUGCGAUCUUCCCGAACUCCACCGCCAGAAUCUACAGACGCUUCUUGCCACGGCCGUCUUCGGGAGGGCCCUGGGCUCGACCCCAUCACACGCCCCGAAAAAAGUCUUGGAAGUCGCGUGCGGCACAGGAUACUGGUCGGCUGUCUGUCACGAAUGGUUGAGUGGUCAGGGCUACGAAGAUGUUUCUUUUACCGGACUGGACAUUGUCCAUGUAGCCGGAGACUUGCAGCGCCAGGGCAUUGACUGGAAAUUUAUGCAGCAUGACUUGCGCAAAUUGCCACUGCCGUUUGACGAUGAAGAGUUUGACAUUGUAGUCAUGAAAGAUAUGAGCAUGGUAGUCCCCUUGGGGCCGCCAACACAAAGGACGCUUGACGAGUGCAUCCGCAUUCUCAAGUCUGGCGGCACGCUAGAGAUGUGGGAGACUGAUCACAUUAUCCGUUCCAUCAUGCCUCAUCCUCCGCCUCCGCCAGGCAAGAAUCCCCAGGAUUAUGCCUGUGCCGUAUCGACUGGAACGUUUCUUAUUUCACACACGACGCCCUUCACCGACGUCCAGAACAAGUACCUCCAAGAUGCAAAUGCGUGGAUCCAAGAAGCCCUGGGCCGACGCAAACUCUCUCCCGCCCCGUGUUCGCGCAUCUCUCAGAUAUUGCUCCAGGAGACGGAGACACUGUGCGAGGUAGAAAACCGCCGGGUGGCGAUUCCGCUUGGCGAGCCGCGCUGGGAACGCGAGGCAGCUGGCGAUACAAUGAAGCGACGAGGGAGUGAGGCUGGGAAGCUCAAGAUGGGCGGGUCAACCAUGGACGGCUCUACCCUGACGCAGGAACAAGCGGCCCUGCGGCACACAGCGCUCCUUGUUGUUAUUCAAUUGAUUGAAAGCCUCGAGCCGCUGCUCAAGGAUGUCAGCGGCAAGAAUCAGGAGGAAUGGCAGCGCUACUGGAAUUCCAUGAUCAACGACCUGCUCGAGCAAAAAGGAGCCUCAAGUGGCGAGUGUCUUGAAAUUGGAAUCUGGUGGUGCAAAAAGGUUUGAGAUUUGAUUGGCGUUACCUCUGUUUUCUUGAGCUUUUUUUUCUCUUUUUUCUGUGAUAUCCCGGUCUACGGCAGGCCAUCGUUGGCAGAUGUUAGUUCGUGUUUGUCAGUGGCUAGGCACCUGUAUCGUAGCGCUGGCGCAGAGUACGAUAACGCUUGAGAUAGUAUCUGUACUAUGUCGUCA
Bipolaris maydis ATCC 48331 is the source of this 1581-nucleotide messenger RNA. NCBI's taxonomy places the organism in Eukaryota, Fungi, Ascomycota, Dothideomycetes, Pleosporales, Pleosporaceae. The record is from RefSeq and is a predicted model, not a curated record.